Molecule: messenger RNA, 2615 nt
Organism: Dermochelys coriacea (leatherback sea turtle)
Lineage: Eukaryota; Metazoa; Chordata; Testudines; Dermochelyidae
Gene: WDR45B
Product: WD repeat domain 45B
Exons: 10
Coding region: 78-1274 (398 amino acids)
Biological process (GO): nucleophagy; protein localization to phagophore assembly site; protein lipidation
Cellular component (GO): extrinsic component of membrane; phagophore assembly site membrane; cytosol
Molecular function (GO): phosphatidylinositol-3,5-bisphosphate binding; protein binding; phosphatidylinositol-3-phosphate binding
Source: RefSeq, a predicted model, not a curated record
CCGGCCUGGCGGGUGGAUGGUAUCUGGCUCCGCGGGCGGCGGUUCGAUGGCUCGGCGCUCCCCGGCCUGGCGGGUGGAUGGUAUCUGGCUCGGCGCGCGGCCUGACGGGGUCGGAAGCAGCCGCGGGCCUGCCCCUGUGCCCGCCCGCUGGCCGCGGGGAGUGUCGGCGUCCGGGCUCAGUCCGUCCGCGCCCGCGAUGGUUUAAAGGCCCCGGGUCAGCCCCGCAUCCGGCAGUAGCCAUGAACCUGCUGCCGGCCAACCCGCACGGCAACGGGCUGCUGUACGCCGGCUUCAACCAGGACCACGGAUGCUUUGCAUGUGGAAUGGAAAAUGGAUUCAGAGUUUAUAAUGCAGAUCCUCUCAAAGAAAAAGAGAAACAAGAAUUUCUAGAAGGAGGCGUUGGCCAUGUUGAAAUGUUAUUUCGGUGCAACUAUUUAGCAUUAGUUGGUGGAGGAAAAAAGCCAAAAUAUCCACCGAACAAAGUGAUGAUCUGGGAUGAUCUGAAAAAGAAGACAGUUAUUGAAAUAGAAUUUUCAACAGAAGUCAAAGCCGUUAAAUUGCGAAGAGAUAGAAUUGUGGUGGUUUUGGAUUCCAUGAUUAAAGUUUUCACAUUCACACACAAUCCCCACCAGUUGCAUGUCUUUGAAACCUGCUACAACCCUAAAGGUCUCUGUGUCCUUUGUCCAAAUAGUAAUAACUCCCUUCUUGCAUUCCCUGGGACACACACUGGGCAUGUGCAGAUAGUGGAUCUGGCUAAUACAGAAAAGCCUCCUGUAGACAUACCAGCUCAUGAAGGAGUCUUGAGCUGUAUAGCUUUAAACCUGCAGGGAACAAGAAUUGCAACAGCUUCAGAAAAAGGGACUCUCAUAAGAAUAUUUGAUACUUCAUCGGGGCAUUUAAUUCAGGAGUUACGAAGAGGUUCGCAAGCAGCUAAUAUUUACUGCAUUAACUUCAAUCAGGAUGCUUCCCUAAUUUGUGUAUCAAGUGACCAUGGCACAGUGCAUAUUUUUGCUGCAGAAGACCCCAAAAGAAACAAGCAGUCUAGUUUGGCCUCUGCCAGCUUCCUCCCCAAAUACUUCAGUUCGAAAUGGAGCUUUUCCAAAUUUCAGGUUCCCUCAGGCUCUCCAUGCAUUUGUGCCUUUGGAACAGAGCCAAAUGCUGUCAUAGCAAUAUGUGCAGAUGGUAGCUACUACAAAUUCUUAUUCAACCAAAAAGGGGAAUGUUCAAGGGAUGUCUAUGCUCAGUUUCUAGAAAUGACAGAUGACAAGCUUUGACUAAACUGAGGAAGAAAGUGUUUUGGUCAAAGUACUGCCUUGGUUAUUCUGCUUCUUUAGAAGGACUGGGUAUGUCUGUCCAAUACUGAUCAAGAUGUGUAACAGACCUCUGAGAAGCCUGGCCCAACAUGAGCAGAACAAGCUCUGAUGUAGAGGACUUCUAUCUAUGUUAAACUCGUAUGCUUUUUUUUUCCAAUGGGGGGAGGCGGAGAAGGGGGUUCUGUCAACUCUUCAAGAAGUGGUGUUAAAACUGUGAAAUUGAGUGCAGAUGAGUGUCUGCCACAUGUCUGAGGUGUGUUGUUCAAACUUCAGGCAAGGAUGUGAAUUUCAUGCACUAUAUUACAUCACUUCCUCUGAACCUCUUUGUGGGGGCAGGAAAUAACUGUAAAUACUAGGUAACUAGACUAGUUAUACCAGCAACUUGCCUUAGAACAGAAGGGAAGAGGACACAGGUGGCUAUAAUAAACCCAAUCUGAACUGCACUUGCCCUCUGGCCAUAAAUUGAUAGUCAGUCAUGUACACACUGAUGUUCUUGGUUAAGUUGAAUUAACUAUCAGCACUAAUGUAAUUUUCAGUGGUGCCAAACUGUAUAUAUUAGACACACAGGCACAGUUAGGUACUGCUGAUGUGGUUAACCACUACUCAGCAUAUGAAGUAAAUUGCAUAGGAUACUAUGGCAAAUGAAGUUCAUGUUUGAAGGGGAUGCUGCUGCUUCUAUAAUGAAACAUAUCCAUGCCAGCUAAAAAUUUAAGUUUUUUAGAAGCAAUCCAAUGCAACUGUUAAACCAAAAUACCAACUCUCUGAGCUUCAACCAGAAGACUUCACAGGCCACUUAAAUACAGUUUAAAGUGGGUGAGGUGAAGUACCACCUUGUGAUGACUCUAAAUCUGCAAAGCAUUUUUGAAGUGUUGCAUGUUGAAUGGUGUCUGCCUAGGUGCAGUUAGGUCAAAUCAAACAGCUAUCAACUGACUUGCAUCCAGCUUUGCCCCUGCCCAACUAUUUGGACAACGCUGUAGCCUUGAUUUUUGGAAAUAAGGCAUAUACCAUUUUCUUAAACAAACAAAACACUCAAUUCCUAGCACUAAUUACAGGAGGCAUAUUCAUACAAUGAAACAUCCUGAAAUUAAAGCAGAGGCAAAGUUGAAGUUCUAGUUCACUCAAGAUUUAGCUGCAAAUUAUCUAAAUUUGGCAAGUUUCAUUAGCAUCUGAUAAAAUGGACCAAGGACUAAUUUUAUGCAGAUUGUGUGGUCAAGUUUGCAUGUUGCUUUUAUGUGUAUUUAAUCAUUUGUUUUGCACACUAUUUGUAAUGUUUCUUUUAAAUAAAUGACUAAUUUUGCUGUA